Messenger RNA from Pyricularia grisea, 2305 nucleotides. RefSeq lists its product as uncharacterized. The record is from RefSeq and is a predicted model, not a curated record. Gene Ontology annotation, molecular function: NADH dehydrogenase activity. The transcript has 3 exons. NCBI's taxonomy places the organism in Eukaryota, Fungi, Ascomycota, Sordariomycetes, Magnaporthales, Pyriculariaceae. The coding region runs from base 143 to 1906 and encodes 587 amino acids.
GCUGCUUGUAACUCUCAUUCCUACCUCCGCUUACAAUUAAGCUACGAAACAACAAAAAACACGACAUUGUCGACGUAGAGACGCCAAAUUGAUAUUUCUUUAGGUCUAACAGGAUUUUUUUCCAGUUCGAACUGCUGCCGCAAUGGCGUCUGCCAGAGCACUAGCUCGGCUUGCGCCGCAGCAAGCACGUCUGUCGCAGGUCGUGCAGCCUGCCAUCCGCCUCCAGUCCCAGUAUCGAUUCAUGUCUAUGAGGACACGACGUCCCGUAUACAGCACACCUGCUUCAGUACAGAGUCAAUUGCAGAUCCAACGCAGGCUCGAGUCAACAGAAGCUCCUGCGGUCACUCUCUCGCCGCAACAACCCCCAAAGAAGAAGUUCAGGAAACUGCGCUUCCUGUGGCGUCUUAUCCAGCUAUCUCUGAUCGGUGGCCUGGGCUACACGGCCUACUCAAUCUACCAGGAGAGGCAUCCCGCCGAGCCCGCAGACCCGGACCCAAACAGGAAAACAUUGGUGAUUCUCGGUACGGGAUGGGGUUCCGUCUCCCUGAUGAAGAACCUCGACGUCGAGAACUACAACGUCAUCGUAAUCUCACCGCGCAACUACUUUCUUUUCACGCCUCUGCUGCCGUCAUGUACUACUGGCACGAUCGAGCACCGCUCCAUUAUGGAGCCGGUGAGGACCAUCCUGCGCAACAAGAAGGCCAAGGUCAAGUACUAUGAGGCUGAGGCCAGCAGCAUUGACCCUGACCGCAAGGUCGUCAAGAUCUUUGACACGUCAGAAGUCAAGGGAGACAUGGCUGAGACCGAGGUGCCCUACGACAUGCUGGUUGUUGGUGUCGGUGCAGAGAACGCCACUUUCGGCAUCCCCGGCGUGCGCGAGCACUCUUGCUUCCUCAAGGAGAUUGGUGAUGCGCAGUUGAUCCGUAAGAAGAUCAUGGACUGCGUCGAGACGGCCGCCUUCAAGGACCAGACUCCUGAGGAGAUCGACCGCCUGCUGAGCGUCGUCGUCGUCGGUGGAGGGCCCACUGGUGUCGAAUUCGCCGGCGAGCUUGCCGACUUUUUCGAGGAGGACAUCAAGAAGCUGAUCCCCGAGAUCAGUGACCGAUUCAAGGUCACCCUGGUCGAGGCUCUGCCUAGCGUUCUCCCCAGUUUCUCCAAGCAGCUGAUCGAGUACACCGAGAGCACGCUCAAGGAGGAGAAGAUCAACAUCGAGACCAAGACCAUGGUCCAGAAGGUGACAGACAAGUCGGUCGAGGCCACCACCACCCGCCCCGACGGUACCAAGGAGAAGCGCGUCAUGCCCUACGGUCUUCUCGUCUGGGCGACGGGCAACGCCGUCCGCCCUCUGGUCAAGGAUCUCUGCUCCAGGAUCCCUGCGCAGAAAGACUCGCGCCGCGGUCUCGCCGUUAACGAGUACCUUGUCGUGCAGGGUGCUCGCGACAUCUGGGCCAUCGGCGACUGUGCCGUAGCUGGAUACGGGCCCACCGCUCAGGUGGCCUCGCAAGAAGGUGCAUUCCUGGCCCGUCUUUUCAACAACAUGGCCAUGACGGAGGCGCUCGAGAACAAGAUUCAAGAGCUCAGCUCGUCGCUUAAUGUGAAGCAGGCGGAUAGGGCGCCGGCUGAGGUUAGCGCCGAGAUUGCCGAGUACGAGCGAAAGCUGCGCCGUAUCAAGGACAUUAGGCCAUUCAAGUACUCGCACCAGGGUUCUCUGGCCUACAUUGGUUCCGACAAGGCAGUCGCCGACAUCAGCUGGCUGGAUGGUAACUUUGCCACUGGUGGCAGGCUGACAUACCUGUUCUGGAGGAGCGCCUACCUUUCUAUGUGCUUCAGUGCACGCAACCGUAUCCUUGUUAUUAACGACUGGGUCAAGUCCAAGAUCUUUGGCCGUGACGUAUCACGAGAGUAAACGACAGACGACCUGGAUAAGAUAAAAAUAACUUCCUGAGCAUUCUCGGGCCACAUUCGUUUCUCAAGACGUAAAUGCAGAGCGGUUCACCAUUUAUUCUGUGGAGCAGAGCAACGCAAAGACUGACUCUCAUAGUUUCCUUCCAUCUCUGAUUUCUUAUGUUUCUGUUUUCCCACUGUACUACUUGUGUUGCUUCAGGCGGCGUUUUGCGCAUUCUAUAGCGGUUCCCUGAUGUAGCUGCACUCUGAAUUUCAAAUAGAUCGGGACCAUGGGUCAGGGAUAAUGGAAAGAAUAGACGAUGCAAAUUUUGAAUACUCUUUUUUUUGUUUUUUUUGUUUUUUUUUUGUAUUCUGUUCAGAGAACCAACAAGGAAUUAUACAUUUGCAGAUUUGACAGACG